UUCAAAUCAGAUCAGAUGAACUGAACAUAGCCUAAAGUUUAUUUGAUCUAUCUAAUUAUUUCUAAAAUACUUAUUAAGCAAAUAUGUUGAAUAUCCUAAAGUGAUUAAUAGAUAGAAUAAUUUUUUUAAAGAAAAUAGAUAGAAUAAUUUAGUUGCUCUUUAAAAAAAAAAAAAAAAAAAAAAAUGGCGCCAACGCUCUAUUACUAACCCGCCAGAUUCAUUUGAAAAUUUCGAACGAGUUAAACAUUCCAAACUCAAUUUGGGAGAGAGUAAAGAGAGAAACAUAGAGGAGAGAGAAGAGGCAGAAGAUGGAUUACACACUAGCAGCGCUAAAGCUAAUGUGUGCACAAUUAAAGAAAGCCAAACAGACUCCUUCACAGUCUUCUUUCACUUUUGGUGGCAUCCUCUUCCAACGCGCUUGGGUCCAGGGCCUUCUCGUCUCUGUUCCCGAACCCGAUGACAACGACGACAACGACGAUGAUAACCGCUCUCGCUUUCUUCUUGAUGACGGUACAAGCGUUAUCGAAUUGUUCCUCUCUGAGAGCUACCUCAAACAAAAUAAAUGGGUUACUGGGAUGUAUGUGAUGGUAGUCGGAUCUUACCAUGUUCCUGCCGGCAAACACCCAUUGAUUAAGGUUCACAAGAUAGUUGAUCUUUCAGCAAAUCCUAAUAGAGAGGCGAUGUGGUAUCUUGAAGUCAUUGAAGCCUACAGAUUGUUCUACCAACCUCUUAUUGAAGAUUGAAUGCAGGAUUUCCAAGCGUCGAAUUUCAGCCACCAGAGUUGAUGUUUCUGUAACUUUCUUGGUUAACAAAAUUUAACUCUGUAAUGACAAUUGCCCCUCUUUGCUUCACCCCUUUUGCUUAUUCAAGUGCUCGCUGUCAUAGUAGCAUGCUCUACUACUAAUUUAGUGGAUUGUCAAAAACACCUGCUGUAUACUGCUGACAUUUGUAUCUUUACGACAGUCAGGUCUGUGAAAAAGACGCUAAACAAUUAGAUUUGUGAAAGUCAUAAUACUUUGCAUGAAUUACAUUGCUCUGUUACUUUUAAA
Molecule: messenger RNA, 1049 nt
Organism: Chenopodium quinoa (quinoa)
Lineage: Eukaryota; Viridiplantae; Streptophyta; Magnoliopsida; Caryophyllales; Amaranthaceae
Exons: 3
Coding region: 309-743 (144 amino acids)
Biological process (GO): regulation of sister chromatid segregation; negative regulation of double-strand break repair via homologous recombination; maintenance of rDNA
Cellular component (GO): nuclear speck; cytosol
Source: RefSeq, a predicted model, not a curated record